Molecule: messenger RNA, 3108 nt
Organism: Poecilia latipinna (sailfin molly)
Lineage: Eukaryota; Metazoa; Chordata; Actinopteri; Cyprinodontiformes; Poeciliidae
Gene: mpp7a
Product: MAGUK p55 scaffold protein 7a
Exons: 20
Coding region: 1-1746 (581 amino acids)
Molecular function (GO): protein binding
Source: RefSeq, a predicted model, not a curated record
AUGAAGCAGAUCCAUGAACGGCUGCAGCAUUAUGAAGAGAGCAAGCCGGCUCCAGUCAUGGACAGCGCCGCGGUCCUGGCCCAAGACCUUUCUGAGCAACUCAAAAUAAAGUCUGAAAAUGGAGACAUAAAAGAACUUGCCAAGCUACUGGAAAACCCCCAUGUGAAGAGCCUUCUGUCCGUCCAUGAUACAGUUGCUCAGAAGCGGUACGACCCCGAACUCCCGCCGCUGCCUGAAUACCUCAAUAUUGAGGAGAGUUCUGUGAAGAUUAUAAGACUGGUCAAAAACAAGGAACCUCUUGGAGCAACAAUAAGACGCGACGAUGAAACAGGAGCCAUCUUUGUGGCCCGGAUCAUGAGAGGAGGAGCAGCAGACAGAAGCGGGCUGAUUCAUUCUGGAGACGAAGUGAAGGAGGUCAACGGGAUCCCUGUGGACGACAAGAAACCAGAGGAUAUCAUUCGUAUCCUGGCCCAGUCACAGGGAGCCAUCACUUUUAAAGUUGUCCCUGGUUUGAAGGAAGAUGCAUCUAUCAGAGAGCCAAAGGUGUUUCUGCGAGCAUUGUUCGACUAUGAUCCCAGUAACGACAGUGCCAUCCCAUGUAAAGAGGCUGGUCUGCGCUUCAAGAAGGGCUCCAUCCUUCAAAUAAUGAGCCAAGAAGAUGCAACAUGGUGGCAGGCAAAGCUUGAUGGGGAUGCUAAUCCCCGUGCCUGUCUGAUCCCGUCCAAACAGUUCCAGGAAAGGAGAUUCGCUCUACGGCAGCCCGCUGCAACUCUGCCACUACAACGGACCCUCAGCAGGCGACCAUUGGCCACUCCACAGCCUUACUUCACAGAUUGUGUCACACUAGAUGAUGUGGAGAUAGAGCUUGCUACUGAAAUUGAAGAAGAUGCUGAUUAUUGUAGCGGAUUCCACUUAGGUGAGAGAUUCUCAUCAUCCUGUUUUCCAGCUUAUCCUCUCCUCUCUUGGUGUGAUUGUUUCACUUUUGUCAUAACUGUGAAAGCUACAAAAUCCGUCCUAGACAAAGUGCUUCCCCAUUUCUCUAGCAGCUCUCCCUUCAUUCAUCAACCGUGUUUCAUCUGGAGCUCAGCGUUGGUCGGCAGGCAGAGUGGAGCUAAACACAGGCUGGUGGUCCUAGUGGGACCUUCAGGGGUCGGCAUUAAUGAACUCAAGAGGAAGUUGUUGAUCUCAGACCCUCAGCACUUCGGUGUGACCAUCCCACAUACCAGUCGGCCCAAGAAGAAUCAGGAGAGUGACGGUGUGGAGUACCACUUCAUCUCCAAACAUCUCUUUGAGGCAGACAUCCACAACAACAAGUUUGUGGAGUACGGCGAGUACAAAGGGAAUUACUACGGAACAAGUCUGGACACUCUACGGGGCGUCCUCGCCAAGAAGAAAGUGUGCCUGUUGGACGUUCAGCCUCAUGCAAUAAAGCUUUUGCGGACGGCUGAGUUCAAACCCUUCGUUGUGUUUGUGAAACCUCCAAAAAUGGAAAGACUGAGGGAAACGAGAAAGAACGCCAAAAUCAUCUCAAGCAAAGAUGACAAAGGAUCCGCCAGGCCCUUCACGGAGGAGGACUUCCAGGAGAUGUUGAACACUGCUGAGAUAAUGGAGUCUCAGUACGGCCACCUGUUUGAGAAGGUCAUAGUGAAUGACGACCUCACCACGGCCUUCAGCGAGCUGCAGUCGGCACUAAAGCGAGUGGAGACAGGGACUCACUGGGUUCCUGUCAGCUGGACUCACUCCUGAGACCCAUACUGUCCGGGAAAGGACAAAAGGGAAAGGUUACAACGAACAAUAUGCUUUUCCUUUUUUUUUUUUUUUUUAAGUCUCUUUUAUACCAACUGAUUCUGACACUACUGUGAAGAAUUUAAGAUGGCACAGAUCAGUGUGAGGUGGACCUGCCUUACGUUUUGGGAGGAUCUGGAUUCAGGAAGUGCAUCCGGAUCACGGAACACCUACCUGGACCGAUAACAAUCAGUCCAACGGUUCUGCCAGCAGAACAACUAAGACUCAAUCUUUAGUGUAUUAAAAAAAAAAAAAAUGAAACCUGUGGAAAACCAAAGGGAUGUUUUUCUGCUUGGUGGACAGAUUUGAUAGAAGUAAAAAAUAAAAAACUGAUGGAAAACAGAGAACAUAAAAACAUGUUUUCUGUCUUCUUUCUGUGCUUCAGUAACAAGUGAAAACACUGCCAGGUACUCUCUCAAGAAAGGGCAAUAACUGUCAUUUUAUUUAAAAGAAAUUAAUAUAUUUUCUAUAUGCUUCCAGUACUUUUGUUGAAUACUUUUGAUGACAUUUUUUUUGUCACUAAGGGAAACUUCAUCCUAGCUGUAGCUCCUUGAAAUCUUUUCUUUCAUUGAAGUGUUUGGUUCUCGUUUCCUGUAUUUUAUCCAGCUCCAUCCUGGAACUGUUUGAAACAGCAGCUUUCUGAAAGCGUGUCCAGCAGACCAGCUUUGCCAUUUAUAGACCUGGUCACAUUUGUCUUUAACAAGAAAGCUUCACUGUAACAAGAAAGCUUCACUGUAGUUUCAUUAGGGUGGAGUUUUUAUUUAAUUCACACAAGCGUGGUUUCAGUGAGGCUGCCAACAGCGGCUUUGCGGGACCUUCAGGAUGUAGCUACUCAUGAUUUUAUGAGAAUCACUGGUUUAUUACUUGUCACUCGUUCUUACCAGCUCAUGCUUAUUAAUUACCAUUUUCUUGAAUGUGUAUCAAUGCGAUUCUUUCAUUUCUUCUUAACUGGUUUCUCAAUUUUCAGUUUUCUCCUUGGCUGCUUUGGCUCAGAUGAGGUUACAUCUACACACACAGUGGCUUACAACACCAGUUAUGUAUUUCUAUAAAAUUUAGAAAUGAUUGAUUGUAGAGUUUAUUCCUCAUAAUUAUUGAACCAUAUAAAAACAAUGUCCCUUGAAUUCAAAAUAAUAGGAAAAAUGGUGGUCUGUGAUGCCAAUACUCCACUUUUUAUGGGUUUAUUAUUAGCCGUGUCUGUUUUCAAAGCUCAGUGGUGGGAACCUCUACCACUGUUUUAUGAGAAGCUGAGUUUCAGAACCACUGCUUAGCAAUGGGAGAUAUGGCUGUAAAACUUGGUUCUGUGACUAAAAAACAAAAAAAAAA